GUAGUGUAAUAUCCAUUUUUGGGAAAAUACACGAAUUUGACUUUUUUUUUUUAAAGAAAAACAAAAGGCCACACUAAUUUUCAUUGAACGGGUGGGUUAGUCGACACUGCUUUAGGAAUAUAAAUAGCCUCUUAACAUUACCACAAUGGAUCCUCUUACUGCUGACGCAAGAGCCGAUUUGGAGUCAAUUCACUCUCUUGAUCUCCUUCGCACAGCCUCUCCUGGAAGCAAUGCACCUUCGAUAAACGAACCUUUACGCUAUGCAAAUUCUGAGCCCAUCUCCCCAUCGCUGAGUCAAGAUGAUCCUCAUCGACGAACCUCAUCGAACCCAACUCCUCCUCAAUUACCUGCGCGCUCGCGCUCUUUAAUAUCAGAACCAGCUACUCGUAAACGAUUGUUGUCUUCAAAUGAUACUAACAGUGCAAGUGCGCUCUUGGGUCAUUCUCUAACCAGCAACGCCCUGUUUUAUGAUAUUCCUGUUAGCGAUGCUUUUUCUGAACUCCUAGAACGACAUAUUCCUCCAGAAGAACGCCCCCAAAGAGAUAAUGCUGUUGGCGUUGAUGUAGAAAAACCAAAAGGGCCUGAUGUUCUUGUAGGGUUAGUGAUGAAUAAUAUGUGGAGAUCCGUUGCACGAUACGCUCGCCAAAGACUUGUUCAAAUAGAUCCUUUAGACCUCGACACAAUCCUUCACUUGUGGUAUAUUCGACUCUUGGCUUUGACAAAAUUAGGACUUCAUCAACUUGCAUCGGCUGAAUUCGAGAAACUAGGAGAUCUGAACCGGCCAGAAUUCACAGCCGAAUAUCAUUCUCAGCUUUAUCCUGGUCGUACUGGUACACUGAUACCAUUUGAACUCUGGGUCUUGUGGGCAUGUUUACCUGCAUGGUUAAAAUACCCAUUGAUGUCACUUGAACGUAUUACUAUGCUAGCGGUUUUCUGCAAGAAAAUGCAAUUCAAAGAUAAAGAAAAGGCUACCAUGUGGAAAAAGAGAGAGAUGCAGGUCUAUCUUGUAUUAUCUACUCAAUUGAUGGAAAUGAAUGAUUUCUCAACCGCAGCAUCUACCAUGGAAAUGGUAUUGAAUAACUUUGCCACAUCUGAGGAUGGAAAGCAGAAUAUCGAUAUUCUUUCUGGAUUAGGUAGACUUUACUUGCAGCUUGGAGAUUAUUUUUCAGCCGAAAAACUUUAUAAGCGUAUCGAGGACCAAGAAAGUCAAGAUAAUGAUCCAUCAGUUAAAGAAGCUAUCCUGACCAACAAGGCAUUUCUGUUUAUGGCUGAUGGUGAAUGGAGCCAAGCUAAACGUUUACUUCAACAAGUAUAUGAUGCUAAUGCUGACAAUCUACUGGUUGUUAAUAACUUGGCUGUAUGCGAAGUCUAUCUUGGUCAAUUAAGUAAUGCGAUCGAUCUUUUGGAGAGGCUCACAAAGGAUAAUCCAACAUCUGCAGGAACUUGUGAGACUGUUCUGAUGAACUUGUGUACGCUGUAUGAGCUGCGUUACGAUUCAGCUGUAGAAAUGAAGAUCGGUGUACUCAAACAAGUAGCCCGUUGGGUGGGAGAUUCUUUCCACGCCGAAUGUAUUAAGCUUCAAUAAUUAGGCUAUAUAUAUAAGCUAUACUUUCUUCUUACUAUCUCCAAAAGUACAUCCACGCUCAAUACCACAUGCUUCUUCUAGUCUCUUUUUAAGGUGGUUCCAGAAGCUUUCGAAUAAAUUUCUGUCUUCACCUGCCAUCC
Messenger RNA from Phycomyces blakesleeanus NRRL 1555(-), 1725 nucleotides. RefSeq lists its product as hypothetical. Lineage: Eukaryota; Fungi; Mucoromycota; Mucoromycetes; Mucorales; Phycomycetaceae. Bases 146 to 1585 code for a protein of 479 amino acids. Gene Ontology annotation, cellular component: Golgi apparatus; TRAPP complex. The transcript has 8 exons. Gene Ontology annotation, molecular function: protein binding. The record is from RefSeq and is a predicted model, not a curated record.